CAGGAGGCUGCAAGAGGAAGCGGCCCCGCGUGGCCGCGGGAGGCGGCGGCAAGAAGCCCCUCCCGCCCAAGGGCUCGGCGGCCGAGUGCAAGCAGUCGCAGCGCGACGCGGCCAACGCCCGCGAGCGCGCCCGGAUGCGCGUGUUGAGCAAAGCCUUCUCCCGGCUCAAGACCAGCCUGCCCUGGGUGCCCCCCGACACCAAACUCUCCAAGCUGGACACGCUCCGCCUGGCUUCCAGCUACAUCGCGCACCUGCGGCAGCUGCUGCAGGAGGACCGCUACGAGAACGGCUACGUGCACCCGGUGAACCUGACGUGGCCAUUUGUGGUCUCGGGACGCCCCGAUUCUGACACCAAGGAAGUCUCCUCCGCCAGCAGACUAUGUGGGACCACCGCUUAGAUCGAACUUGAAGUCAGUCGAUGGGAUUACUGGUUAAACGUGGGUUUGGGGAUCACAGAGAGAGAGGAGACUGCGUGAGAACCCCCAGAGAAUGGGAAGAAAGUCCCAUCAGAUUCUCCUAGACACCCCACCCCGCACUGCGAACCGGACAUACAGGUGGCGGGCGUGGGGGGCAGAGCUGAGGUCGGCAGCCCGGCUGUCAUCGCGGGGCGCCCACGGCUGCGGCUGCCGCGGACCUGGCGACACAUCACCUCUCCAGGAAGAGCCUCUUUAGGUCUCGGGAGCGCGCACCCAGAUCCAGCCUCCGGCUUCAGCGGUGUAGACCGCGUCGCCUUCAGAAGCCAGCCUCAAACCGCCUCGGGUUAGUUCCCAAGCUGAGCCAGGUAAACGUGCAUUAUCAGAGAUGGCGCCGCUCUGCGCAGCCCGGGCCUUCAGCGUUACGAACGCGCUCUCCUGGGUGAUCUGCUGCACGCACAGAAAUCUUCACCUGAGACCCACGACGGCCAGGUUUUUCAGUUGCAAAGGAAGGAGAGUGGAUUCCUGGGCAGGGUUGGUAUCCCAUCAGGGCCGCGCCUUGCCCGCACCCCGGAGGGGCGCUCUCCCGCAGGGGGAGCCGUGGACGUGCGCUGCGAGGGAACCCCCCGGACCGCGUUUGCCCCCAGAGCCCGGGCUGUACAGCCUCCCGGCUGCGGGCGGGCACCUCACUCCCGCAGGCUCCUGCCCCUUCCUAACUAUGCUUCGGUCCACCUUCCCCCCCAGCCCCGCAACUUCUGGCGUGAGGAGCAUCCCACCCCCACCCCGUCUUCUUUGGGCCUCCCUCUACUCCUUCCUCCUGCACCUCCUUGCAGACCCCCUCGGACUCCUGGUGGUACCCACCCGACCCCACCACAAGCUCCCGUCGCCCCCUCCUCCAAUGUCCCUCUCUUGCCGGUGUUCUCACUCUGGGCCGCUGAGGCUGUUAGGUACCCAUGACUGUGCUCUGGGGGGACGCACCGCUGCCCGGAGGCCGCACUACCACAGUAAUUAGCAAAUGUAAAUAAAUUUAUUUUUUUAUGAAUAAUAAAACACAUUGAGAAAAGUGAGUGUCCCUGGGCGUGUCAGAAUGUACUCUGUGGUAAUUACUGUGUCUGGUCUGGAAGUGAACCUAAAGGUGCCCCCUCGGCUCUGGACUGAGAUUAGGUCAUUGUCCAAGGAGUGGUGGUGGUCACAUUUGGAUCCCUGCAUUUCUAAAUGUAACUCUCCUUGACUUCUAUGAUUCCCAUUCUUCCUGUCCAGGCAAGGGUUGCUGGAAGGCAAGAA
This is a messenger RNA of Pteropus alecto (black flying fox), 1697 nucleotides long. RefSeq names its product musculin (gene MSC). The record is from RefSeq and is a predicted model, not a curated record. The transcript has 2 exons. Gene Ontology annotation, molecular function: RNA polymerase II transcription regulatory region sequence-specific DNA binding; DNA-binding transcription factor activity, RNA polymerase II-specific; protein dimerization activity. Gene Ontology annotation, biological process: regulation of transcription by RNA polymerase II; skeletal muscle tissue development. The coding region runs from base 135 to 398 and encodes 87 amino acids. NCBI's taxonomy places the organism in Eukaryota, Metazoa, Chordata, Mammalia, Chiroptera, Pteropodidae.